AUGAGGCGGUUUUGCCGCUACCUUGAAGUAGUCCUGAACACCAGACUGCCGUUCGGCUCACACCUUCGGACGGUUGCUAAAAAAGUGCCUGAGAAUGUGACCAUCGCUCUAGGACAGCUAAUGCCAAGACUGACAAUUUGUGAAGCGCAAGCUUUUCUAUGCUUCGCCGGUAUGGUCUGA
Molecule: messenger RNA, 180 nt
Organism: Cinara cedri
Lineage: Eukaryota; Metazoa; Arthropoda; Insecta; Hemiptera; Aphididae
Source: the annotation of a GenBank genome assembly